Molecule: messenger RNA, 1788 nt
Organism: Pyricularia oryzae 70-15
Lineage: Eukaryota; Fungi; Ascomycota; Sordariomycetes; Magnaporthales; Pyriculariaceae
Product: laccase-1
Exons: 3
Coding region: 1-1788 (595 amino acids)
Molecular function (GO): copper ion binding; oxidoreductase activity
Source: RefSeq, a predicted model, not a curated record
AUGGGUAUCAUGCAGGGGAUGGCUUCCAGGGCGGCCGGAGAUGUCAAGAUGUUGGCAGCCGCGCUCUCCCAGGAUGCCACUAAUGGAAAAUCGAAACUGGGAACCUUCAUGGCUCCCAUGCUUCCGUUCUUCCUGGCCAACAAUGCUGCCAUGCAGCACGGCAAGCCAUGGGGUGACAGGACUGUGGAGGGUACCAACCCUUACCGCCAGGCUCCGACUACCGGUUCGAUCAGGAGCUACGACUGGACCAUCAGCCGAGGAACGAUAGCGCCGGACGGAUAUGAGGUCCCGGCACUUCUGAUCAACGGCCAGUACCCGGGACCCAUGAUCGAGGCCAACUGGGGAGACACCGUCCAGGUCACUGUUCACAACAACAUCACCGGCCCGGAAGAGGGCACCGCCAUGCACUGGCACGGCCUCCUGCAACGAGGUACCCCCUACCAAGACGGUGUGCCUGGUGUGACCCAGUGUGCCAUUGCUCCCGGACAAUCGUACACCUACUCUUUCCUGGCCGAUCAGUUUGGUAGCUCUUGGUAUCAUUCGCACUACUCAGCACAAUACUCGAGCGGUGUCGUUGGCCCAAUGGUCUUCUAUGGUCCUGGCAGACAAUUUUACGACGUUGACAUUGGCCCCGUCAUGCUGAGCGAUUGGAACCACCAAAACUACCAGGACAUUAUUGAGAAGAUGCUCCAGCCUGCGGCAAAGGGUGGCAACCUCAAGGUGACCUCGGACAACAACCUGAUCAACGGCAAGGGUGUCUUCGACUGCUCCACCAUGGCCAAGGGUGACAAGACUCGCUGCACGCCCAACGCCGGUUACUCCAAGUUCAAGUUCCAGUCCGGCAAGGUCCACCGCCUGCGCCUCAUGAACACGGGAUCUGACGGCAUCCAGCGCUUCUCCAUCGACGAGCACAUGAUGACCGUCAUCGCCAACGACUACGUCCCCAUCCGCCCCUACCAGACCAAGGUCGUCACCCUCGGUGUCGGUCAGCGCGCCGACGUCCUCGUCAAGGCCGACCAGGCCCCUGGCUCCGGUUUCUGGAUGCGCAGCACCCUGGCCGCCUGCUCUGAGGCUCGCCAGCCCAACGCCCUCGCCGUCGUCUACUACGACGAGGACGGCGACACCACGCCCGCCAGCAAGCCCUGGGACGUGGCCGACCCCAAGACGUGUGCCAACGACGACAUCUCCGAGUCGGUCCCCAUCUUCCGCAUGCCCGUUGCCCAGCCCACCACGACCCAGGAGUUUGUUGCCGAGAUCUUCACCAACUCUAGCGGCGUCUCGCUGUUCAAGUUUGGUGGUGUCAGCGCCAGGGUCGACAUGAACGCCCCGCCUCUGUUGCUCGCCAACGUCGGAAACACCAGCUUCCCGGCCGAGUGGAACGUUCACAACUUUGGUGGAAGCAAGGUCGUGCGCUUGGUCGUCACCAACAAGACCCCUGGAGCUCACCCCAUGCAUCUGCACGGCGCCAACGUUCAGGUCCUCGCCGAGGGUUCAGGAGCUUGGGAUGGCAGCACCAUCACCAACUCUGACAACCCUAUCCGCCGCGACACGCAGCUCGUCCGCCCCAACGGCCACGUCGUUCUUCAGUUCGAUGCAGACAACGCCGGAGUCUGGCCGUUCCACUGCCACAUCGCGUGGCACGCCUCGGCCGGUUACUUCUCCUCCGUCCUGACCCAGCCCGACCUCGUCAAGGGCAUGAGCAUGCCCAUGACCAUUGCCCAGACCUGCCGUGAUUGGGCCGCCUACACUCAGACCAACAUCCCCGACCAGAUCGACAGCGGUGUUUAA